AUCACUCUCUCAGGUCUCAACUCAGAAACCAAAGUCGUCCCUCUCCCAAAAAAACAGAGAGCUUUUUAUUAACCGCGCUUUCCUCAAGAACUGAACAGGGCUUAUCUUUUCAGCUGAAACCACAAAAACCUCAAAUGGCUUUCCACCACCACCACCAAACCCCUCAUCACGAAAUGGCCUUCUCCUUUCCAGACACCCAACAACCCCCGCAGCUCGCGCACACGUGGCUCAACGCGCCGCCGUUCCGCUCCCAGAACAGCUUCUCCCGCAGCGGCGGAGGCGACGACGACGUCGUCAUAUCGCCGUCCGGGAAAAGCGGCGAUCGCAGCGGCGAGGAGGAGGAGCUGGAGUGCGAGAGCGGGAGGUUCAAAGCAGACAUAGUGGGCCACCCUUUGUACGAACAGUUGGUCUCGGCACACGUGUCGUGCCUGAGGAUCGCCACGCCGGUCGACCAGCUGCCGAAGAUCGACGAGCAGCUCCUGCAGUCGCAGCGCGUGGUGGACAAGUACUUGGCGAUGAGAGCCAGCGGCGAUUUUCAAGUCAUGGAUGAGAAAGAACUGGACUUGUUCAUGACAAACUAUGUUCUUUUGCUUUGUUCCUUCAAAGAACAACUGCAGCAACAUGUUCGAGUUCAUGCCAUGGAAGCAGUCAUGGCUUGUUGGGAGCUUGAGCAGUCUCUACAAAGCUUGACAGGUGUGUCAACGGCUGAGGGCACUGGGGCUACAAUGUCCGAUGAUGAUGAACAAUUCGAUGGUGAUAUUAGCUCGUAUGAUGCAAGUCUAGAUGGACAUGACACCAUGGGCUUCGGUCCUCUCGUGCCAACUGAAAGUGAGAGGUCUCUAAUGGAGCGCGUAAGGCAAGAAUUGAAGCAUGAAUUAAAGCAGGGUUACAAGGAAAAGAUUGUUGACAUUCGGGAGGAAAUUCUGCGUAAGAGAAGAGCAGGGAAACUUCCUGGUGACACCACUUCUGUGUUGAAAGCUUGGUGGCAAACACAUUCUAAAUGGCCUUACCCAACUGAGGAAGACAAAGCGAGGCUGGUGCAGGAAACAGGGUUGCAAUUGAAGCAGAUUAAUAACUGGUUUAUCAAUCAAAGAAAACGGAACUGGCACAGCAACCUCUCCACAACUUCUGUUUUGAAGAGCAAGCGCAAGAGUAAUGCAGGUGAUGGCAACACGCAACGAUUCAAGUAACCCUGACACUUUUAACUUAUGGAAGGAUGAAGUUUAUUUCUAGUGUAUUAAAAGCUUAGACUAUGGUGCUGCUGCCUCAUUCCCUCGAUCACUUCCGAGUCUGACACCAUCUCAUCAAAAUGUUAAAGCAUGUAACAGGAAGAAACUCCAAGGAGGCCGUAUUUGGGUCUGGAUAGAGUUUUUGUAAGCUAAGAACCCUUUACAUUUCAAUGUUCGCUUUCUGUAUUUGAUAUCUAUCGAUGACAAUGGUUAUAAUAUAGAUUAUAGGUGUGUCAUAU
Argentina anserina (silverweed cinquefoil) is the source of this 1468-nucleotide messenger RNA. Its product is annotated as homeobox protein knotted-1-like 3. The transcript is spliced from 6 exons. Gene Ontology annotation, cellular component: nucleus. Gene Ontology annotation, biological process: regulation of transcription by RNA polymerase II. The coding region runs from base 135 to 1190 and encodes 351 amino acids. NCBI's taxonomy places the organism in Eukaryota, Viridiplantae, Streptophyta, Magnoliopsida, Rosales, Rosaceae. Gene Ontology annotation, molecular function: DNA-binding transcription factor activity, RNA polymerase II-specific; RNA polymerase II cis-regulatory region sequence-specific DNA binding. The record is from RefSeq and is a predicted model, not a curated record.